Molecule: messenger RNA, 1599 nt
Organism: Ictalurus furcatus (blue catfish)
Lineage: Eukaryota; Metazoa; Chordata; Actinopteri; Siluriformes; Ictaluridae
Product: protein asteroid homolog 1-like
Exons: 2
Coding region: 1-1599 (532 amino acids)
Source: RefSeq, a predicted model, not a curated record
AUGGGGGUGCACGGCCUGACGAGUUUCGUGGAAGGAAACCGGCAGUUCUUCACCGAUCUGAAGCUGAGAAACACCCACCUCGUGAUCGACGGCUGCAGCCUGUAUUUCCGUCUGUACUUUAACACUGGCUUGGACCAGACGAGGGGAGGAGACUACGAUGCAUUUGCUAAAGUGGUGCGGUGUUUUUUCGCCGCACUGUCUUCAUGCGACGUGAGUCCAUUCGUGGUUUUAGACGGCGGGAUGGACGUGACCGAUAAGAAGUUCAAAACUCUGCAGGACCGAGCUCAGAGCAAAAUACACGAAGCCCAUUCCCUGUCCCGAGGACAUCGCGGAAGCGUUCUGCCCCUGCUUACACGUGAAGUCUUCAGACAGGUCCUCUGCGAGCUUGGUGUACCCUUGGUGCAAUGUAUCGCUGAAGCCGACUUCGAGAUCGCCUCUCUGGCACGUGAGUGGCGAUGUCCGGUCCUGACCAAUGACAGCGACUUUUACAUCUUUGAUUUGUGUGGUGGUUACCUCCCAAUGACGUUCUUUGAGUGGGAGAAUGUCUGCGGUACAGCGUCGGAGUGUUACAUCCCUGCCCGUCGAUUCACCGUGAACCGCUUUUGCUCACAUUUCAACCACAUGAACAAGCAUCUGCUGCCGCUGUUUGCCGUCCUCACUGGUAACGACUACACGAAUGCAAAAACCACAGAGAUGUUCUUCAGCCGUGUGGAAUUACCAAUGGUACCAAGACGGAGGGGAAGUCAAUCGAACCCCCGGAUCGAAGGCUUUUUGCUCUGGCUGUCAGCAUUUACCAACCCUGUGGCUGCACUGGAGGAAGUGUUGGAGAUCAUGCGAGGCAAGCAGAACCUCCGAAAGCAACUGACAGCAGGGAUUCAGGAUUAUCAGCUUCCAGCUACCAGCAGUCUGGCCCAGUUCUUCUCAAACAGUCAGGUUCAACCGUUUGAUCCCUUGAAGCUUCCACCAGCUUUGAUGUCGCAGCCAGAGUGGCUCAUGAGACGGCUCAUAUCAGGCAGUCUGCCCCCUCUGGUGUUGGACGUUCUGGUGCUCCGGAGAGCCCUUUUGACACCUCAGGUCGAGAAUAGCCGUCUGCCUAGUAGCCACGAAGCCUCAGUGAACAUUCGCAAGAUGAUCUAUGGCUUGCUCCUACUCAAGAACGCAAUGCAGGGUAAUGCUGGUCGUGGACAGAGGGCCAGAGGAAAAGGAGGAAUGAAGAGGGGGGCGAUGACUGAACAGGCUCAGGGUUUGAGUGCCCCAUGUUUUGUUGAGGAGUACGACAGGCUUGAGCUGGAUCUCAGAAGAACUACGGUGGAGGCGCAGCUACCCACACAUCACCCACAGCUGAACCUGAACACUUUAGACCAGGUGGCCGUUCCUGUGAGACGCAAGGUGUUGUUGGGAACUCUGGGGGUGACGGAGCAGGUGCUGCAGAUCGUAGAUCCACAUCUCCAGCUGCCUGUGUGUGUGACGUAUUUCUGGGUGCAUUCGUCCACACCGAAGCCCAGCCGCUCGCUGCUCCAGGGUGUUCUGCUUGGGCUAGUGUAUGGUGAACUCUGCAGAAGCAACACCAUGUUUGGAGGUAAAGUGAGCCACCUGUAG